GCUAAGUCCAGAACUUAUCAAGAUAAGGGUAGCAGAAGUCGAUUGAGAAUUUGAGAGACAGUGCGAGUGAACUUGGGGAGUAAAUAAUGAUGAUAACGGUGAGAGAAGCUUCUUCCUCUGCCCUCUGCUUCAACCUCAACCUCUCGAGGUCCUCUCAUCCCGCUUCCACAGCCUCUCCAAGACUACGAAACUCCGUCUCAAGAGCCAGCUUUGCUGUCCACACAAAACCCAACAGCACGCCGAAUUCAUGGAACCUUGCUCUCUUUUGCAACAGCUGCAAAGGCCCAGUUUUUGACCCAUUGGGCAUCGAUUCAGAUAAAUCUUUGGGUCUCAAUGCUACCUGGGAGAGUGCCCUAGGUUUACUGUCACAAACAUUUGGGAGUACCUCAAGUACAAAGAAGGAUAAAUCAGCUUCAGGUCAAGGAGUGGCAGCUGCAAUUGAGGAUAGUUCCAUUGACUUUGGGGACUUCUUCAAAGGGCCAUUACCAGGAAAAUUUCUAAAGCUUUUGGGGUUAUUGGCCUUAUCCCGCCUUGGAGUCUAUGUACCUCUUGGUGGUGUAAACAGGGAGGCCUUUGUUGGCAAUUUAGAUCAGAACAGUUUGUUGAGCACUUUAGAUUCAUUUUCUGGAGGCGGCAUUGGUCGACUUGGGAUAUGCUCCCUUGGCAUUGUUCCCUUUAUCAAUGCACAGAUUGUAUUUCAGCUUCUCACUCAAAUUUAUCCCAAGUUGCAAGACCUUCAGAAAAGAGAAGGUGAAACAGGAAGAAAAAAAGUUCUUCAGUAUACUCGCUAUGCUUCAGUAGGUUUUGCUCUAGUGCAGGCAAUUGGGCAAGUACUUUUUCUCCGGCCCUAUGUCAAUGACUUUAGUACACAGUGGGUUCUAUCUUCUGUUACUUUAUUGACUCUUGGAUCAGUACUUACUACAUAUAUUGGGGAAAGGAUCUCUGACCUAAAACUUGGAAAUGGUACAUCCCUUCUAAUCUUCACAAGCAUCAUCUCCUACUUGCCAGCUUCUUUUGGUAGGACGGUUGCACAGGCAUUUCAGGAUGGUAACUACAUUGGACUCGUCAUCAUCAUAAUCUCCUUCUUCCUGUUAGUCCUUGGUAUUGUGUAUGUUCAGGAAGCAGAGAGGAAAAUUCCACUUAAUUAUGCAUCAAGAUAUACCAACAGAACUGGAGGCCUUCAAAAAUCUGCUUACCUCCCUUUCAAGGUGAAUAGUUCUGGGGUAAUGCCGAUCAUAUUUUCUACAUCAUCAUUGGCUCUUCCUGGUACUCUGUCACGCUUUACUGGAUUAGCUGCACUAAAGAAGGCUGCAUUGGCUUUAAAUCCUGGGGGUUCUCUUUAUCUCCCAACCAACAUACUUCUGAUAGCCUUCUUCAACUACUAUUACACUUUCCUACAAUUGGACCCUGAUGAUGUGAGUGAACAGUUGAAACGUCAAGGUGCAUCAAUCCCACUUGUGCGACCCGGUAAAAGUACAGCUGCAUUUAUUAAAAUGGUACUGAGUCGGAUAUCAGUUCUCGGAUCUGGGUUUUUGGCAAUACUGGCUGCUGGUCCCUCCUUGGUUGAACAAACCACGCACCUGACAGCAUUUCGGGGGUUUGCAGGCACGUCUGUUCUCAUCCUUGUUGGUUGUGCUACAGACACAGCAAGGAAAGUCCAAGCAGAGAUAAUUUCCCAGAAAUAUAAGAACAUAGAAUUUUAUGACAUUGACAGGUCUACUGGGAAUAUUCAUUCCCCUUUCCAGAGGGAGGAAAGGAGAGGAAGAUUAUGGGUAAAGUUGGAAACAUGGUUUAGAAAAUAUUUUAUGAAGAAUCACCUAAAUUAACCAUCUGGAUCGUGGUUAGGUGGGCGGUUUGAUAAUUCUUUCCCCA
This is a messenger RNA of Vitis riparia (riverbank grape), 1872 nucleotides long. RefSeq names its product preprotein translocase subunit SCY1, chloroplastic. Bases 87 to 1826 code for a protein of 579 amino acids. The record is from RefSeq and is a predicted model, not a curated record. Lineage: Eukaryota; Viridiplantae; Streptophyta; Magnoliopsida; Vitales; Vitaceae. Gene Ontology annotation, cellular component: chloroplast thylakoid membrane. Gene Ontology annotation, molecular function: transmembrane protein transporter activity; signal sequence receptor activity. The transcript is spliced from 9 exons. Gene Ontology annotation, biological process: SRP-dependent cotranslational protein targeting to membrane, translocation.